Messenger RNA from Micropterus dolomieu (smallmouth bass), 2195 nucleotides. Its product is annotated as F-box only protein 6-like. Lineage: Eukaryota; Metazoa; Chordata; Actinopteri; Centrarchiformes; Centrarchidae. Gene Ontology annotation, molecular function: protein binding; ubiquitin protein ligase activity. The transcript has 6 exons. Gene Ontology annotation, cellular component: SCF ubiquitin ligase complex; cytoplasm. The record is from RefSeq and is a predicted model, not a curated record. The coding region runs from base 495 to 1334 and encodes 279 amino acids. Gene Ontology annotation, biological process: SCF-dependent proteasomal ubiquitin-dependent protein catabolic process; glycoprotein catabolic process.
CCGGUUAUUAAUAUGGUGGAGUACGUGAAUCGCCGCUGUCGAGUACUACGGUCGGGUACAUGGCAAGCUACCGGGUUCGGUAGGUUUAUUAACGGUUUGUAUUCAGCGGCUAACUCCGCCUACGCCUCUUCCGUCCAGCUCGAGUCCUGAGGUGAAUAACGAGCGCAACUGACAGGAAUAGGAACGUCUUGUGAGAAGUACGACUGUUUACACCGAUGUACAGAAAGUGACUGGCAUUUUAGAGCAAUCGGUGGUCAUUUGUUAAAUUUAGAGUUAAAGGUAACGUAGCUACUUUUACCUCAGUUUACAUAUCAAAUGUCUUUUCCUUAAAUGUCACUUCCGUAUUGUGUGAGAUCGGAUAACUGUGGCCAUAUAGAUAUUGUUGCUUUAUAAAAGCACGCCAGUGUUACAUUAUCUAGACGUCGAGAGGAGACUAUAGCGAUAUUUGGCUGUCCUGCUUGUAAAAACAUCGCUAGUCCGGGUCUGUCCCAGGCAUGAAGAGGAAAGCUAAAGCUAUGGGUGCAACUCACAGCUCUGAAUCUGCCUCAAGACACAGUGUGCCGUCAACGUCGCUGUCACAGGAAGAUUUCUUCCCUUUUCCUCUGGAGAUCCUGGAGGAGAUCUUUCUGAAUCUUCCUCCUCAUCAGGUGGUUUGUAUUUGUCGGUUAGUGUGCCAUCAAUGGAAAGAAGUGGCUGACAGUGAGUCUCUGUGGAAAGAGAGAUGUAGAAGAGAAAGAUAUCGCCUUCGCGAUGCUUCCAAAAUACCCAGAGACUGGAGGUCGUUUUAUUUCUUGUGCAAGAAGAGGAGAAAUCUUCUCAAGAAUCCAAGAGGAGAACAUGAAAUGAAGAAUUGGAAGAUAUUGGAGAAUGGUGGCCAUUGUUGGAAAGUAGAGGAAGUUAUGGUGCCACAUCCAAAUGAGGCAGUUCAGAAAAACUUUGUGACCUCUUUUACAAUGUGCAAGAAGUCGCAGCUGAUUGAUUUGGACAUGGAAGGUUACAACCCAUCAUUUAUGGAUCAGUUCCAGCCAGACAUCAAAAUAUCUGAUUGGUAUGCCCCACGGUGGGAUUGUGGCAGUGAAUAUGAGAUCUGUGUAGAGUUGCUGGAUCGAAAGAAGCAACCCAUCGAGACAUUUGCCCCUGAGACUAUUUGCUUUCAGCAGUGGAACGAUCAGAAAUGGAAUGAGAUGACCCAUGUAUUCCAGGACUACGGACCAGGGGUGAGAUACAUCCGUUUUACCCAUGGAGGCAAGGACACACAGUUCUGGGCAGGAUGGUACGGCAUUCGAGUUACUGACAGCUGUGUUGAGAUAUGUCCAGCAAUGAUGUCACCUUAAUCAUCAGAUGGAUUCAUCUAAUGCCUGCUUCCUGCCUUUGCCUGAAUUUGCUUAAUUGUACCACAUAUUACUUGCCUUAUAUAAUCUGCAGUCAUUUAACAUGUUAAAGGGGCUUUUCUUAGGGUAAAAGGCUAUAAAUAUUGUAUCACUUUUGUUAUGAAAGGCUUUCAAAACACCCCUAUGCUGCCCCUUGAGAAGACAUACAUGUAGAUUUACAGUAGCAUAGCACACUUUGCAGCUGUAAGGGUCAUAAGCUAAAAUAAUACUAGUAACGUAUUUUCCAUAACACAUGUGGAAAUGUUUUUUUAAAUUAAGUUAAGAUACCAUUUGAAAUAUUAGAAAAUAGGAAUAUUAAUAUAACAUGUAUUUUACUUACUUAAUUAUCUAGAAUAUAGGUGAAAAUUUUGAAAAUUAGGUUCAUGGGCCCACUUUUCCCAAAGAGCAACAUACAUGUAUCUUUGCAGUAAGGUUAGUUGUUUGAGUACCAAAGCGCCAAAUCACAUCACAGUCACUUUCAGGUUCACAAAGCAGGAAAUCAGUUCAACAUUCUAUAAUUUUAAUAAAAAUGUACACUUGAGGCAGAAUUAAAGUUCUCUGAUGUUUGUUUCUCAGCCAUAUUCAUUGAUUGGUGAUAAUACAUUAAGCUAAAUCAAGCCGUCAGUGGAUGUGCUGAUCCACGAUAAGGCCAGAAUUAAUGCUACAUGAUUGAUCUCUCAGAUGACAAGGGAUUGUCUAUAAAUGCCAGUUUAACACUGCUGCUACUAUUUGACAAAUGAAUGGAAAUAUUUUUUGCACCGCUCUGUAAUGUGUGUAAGCUGUGAUGCUGAAGAAUUGUGAUGAAGAAUUUUUGUUGUUGCAUAA